Papilio xuthus (Asian swallowtail) is the source of this 2140-nucleotide messenger RNA. RefSeq names its product zinc finger protein 277. Lineage: Eukaryota; Metazoa; Arthropoda; Insecta; Lepidoptera; Papilionidae. The record is from RefSeq and is a predicted model, not a curated record. The transcript has 2 exons. The coding region runs from base 278 to 1588 and encodes 436 amino acids.
ACCUUGAAAUGUCAACGUCAUGCCCAAAGUGCAAGAUAGUGCGUUGUGAGAAUAUACACUUAUUAAUAAAUAGUAUUCGUAAGAUAAAUUCGCAAGACUAAUCCAAAAUCAGUGUCUCAGUGCCUAUCUCUCCAACCGAGGAUAAAACCAAAAAUACUUGUCACCGGCCCAAUCUGUAAAGCAAGAGCUGCAAACAAAUAAUCAAUAAUAUUGAAUUCCAUAACUAUACUAAUACAUCGAGUAUUAUUGAGCCGCAUUGCCAUUGUUGUAUAAAAAUAUGGCAACAGGAGGUGAAAAACAAUUUUUCGGACCCUUGACUUUACACCAACAGAGUAAAGUUGCAACAAUUUUCAAGACAAAUGAACCGAAACAUUGUACGUGUAUUUUAUGUGAAGAAAAAUUUGUUCUACCUGAGGAAGAACACAAUUUACUCAAUCAUUUAUUUGUAUCACACCGUUUAGUAAUCGCAGAUGUCAAUAAAAUAUCCGAUUUCUGUGAUUACCUUGUUUAUUGGAGGUUGAGACUAAAAGAUCAUGGUCUUCCAUACUUUUGCACCACAAUGUUGUUGGACAGUAAACCUGAUGGUACUCCGUCAAGGAAUGAAGAAUAUUAUCUCUUAAGUGAUAUACAUCCCGAAGACAAGGAACUUCGUAGCAGCUUACUGCAAAAAAGAUUAGAAAAACUAUUGGAAAUACAUGCUUUCGAACGAGAAGAUGAUAAUUAUAAACGAGAAUGUUUAUUUUGUCGGUGCCAGACAAAUACAACAAGGGCUAGUUAUUUGAAUCACCUUUUUGAAAAGCAUAACUUUUAUGUUGCUAAACCAGAAAAUUUAAUCUUCGUGGAUGAUCUGAUAGAUUUUAUAGCAUUAAAACUAAAGAAUCUACAGUGCAUAUACUGUGAGGGUGUGUUUAAAGAUCGAACCAUUCUCAAAGAACACAUGAGAAAGAAGGGACAUAAGAGAAUAAAUCCCUGUAACAAAAAGUAUGAUAAAUAUUUCCUAGUGAAUUAUUUAGGUGAUAAACCAAAAACUAUGAAUCAAGCAUGUAAAAAACACUAUCAUGAAGUACAAAAAACUAAACAAUGGGCCAACAACGUAUGUGACCAGGAUUCAGAUGUUGACAGCGAUCCAGAUUGGUCACAAUGGACCGAAGAGAACGGACCAUUAAUCACUUGCCUAAUCUGUGAUCACAGUGAAAAAGAAUAUCAAAACAUACUUGAUCAUAUGGAACAAAAACAUGAUUUCUCAUUCACAAAAGAAACUACUGGAUUACUCUUCUAUCACAAGAUUAAAGUUGUGAAUUUUAUACGAAGACAGGUAUAUUUGAAGCAAUGCUGGUCGUGUGAUACAAAGUUUGAUGAUGCAAAGAAUCUUGAAAAGCAUUUAAAAGAAAAAAAACACUGGCACUUGCCUGAAAAGACAUGGGAUCAACCGGAAUACUAUUUUCCAACAUAUGAAGAUGAUUUGUUCCUAUGUUUCAUUAAUGAUGAUAAUGAUAGCUGGUGGUCAAGUGAUGAUGAAGAAGCCACAAAUAACAUGAUGAGUGAUGAUAUAUCUCGGGAAAUGGCAUUAUCUGUUUUAAAUGAUUAAAAAAAAGCUUGUAACAUUUUUAAUCUCAAUCUAUUGUAAAACUAUAAAAAAAUGUUGUUUAGUGCAAUAAUAUAAACUGUAGGCUUUCGGCUUUCUUUUAGAACAUAUUGUUCUAUAUCUCUGUUUUGUCAAAAGUAAUGACAGGGAUGAUAAUAUGUUUUAUAUAGAGAUUUUGGUCUCGGAAACUUACGGGAAGCAAUAUAGAGGUUGUGUUUGAAUCCUAAACAUUAAUUUUUUAAUGAACUAUGUCUUUGCUUUUUAAAAGACAGGAGCUGUCAAACUCCCCUAUGAAAUAUAAACGAUCGAUAAGUUUUAAAGUAGCUUUUAUACUUGUUUUGCGUAAAUUGUUGAGUCAAUAGUUAAUAAAGACUUCAAUUUUAUGUAAGCUUUAGUGAAUGUUUGUCAUCUUUACCCUACCCCCACGGUAAGUGGCGUAGUCUGUUUCUCUUUAGUAUUAGUGUCCAUUAAUUGGAUCACGAAAAAAAAAUACAUUGCUUGUAAACUUAACUUCAUAUUAUAUUCAACUUAUAAAGGAAUAAUAAACUAUAAUCU